CCAGGUGACAGAGGUACGAGGGUUCAAUGACCCACAGAAGGAGGAGUACUUCAGGAAGAGAUUCAGUGAUGAGGACCUGGCCAGCAGAAUCAUCUCACACAUAAAGACAUCAAGGAGCCUCCACAUCAUGUGCCACAUUCCAGUCUUCUGUUGGAUUUCUGCAACAGUCCUUGAACACAUGCUGAAACAUAAGAGAGAAGAGAUGCCCAAGACUCUGACUGAGAUGUACACACACCUUGUGGUGUUUCAUACCAAACAGAAGAAUGAAAAGUAUCUUGGGAAAGAAGAGACAGGUCCACACUGGAAUAAAGAGAGCAUUCUGUCACUGGGAAAACUGGCUUUUCAACAGCUUGUGAAUGGCAAUCUGAUUUUCUAUGAAGAAGACCUGAAAGAGGCUGGCAUUGAUGUUAAUGAAGCCUCAGUGUACUCAGGAUUGUGCACACAGCUCUUUAAAGAGGAAUGUGGGCUGUACCAGGACAAGGUGUACUGCUUUGUUCAUCUGAGCAUUCAGGAGUUUCUGGCUGCUGUAUAUGUGUUCCUCUCUUUCAUCAACAACAAUGAGAAUCUAAUGGAUGAACUGCAAACAAACGACGAGCCUGAAGUUACUUUCUACAAGAGUGCUGUGGAUAAAGCCUUACGAAGUGAGGCAGGAAACCUGGACCUUUUCCUCCGCUUCCUUCUGGGCCUCUCACUGGAGUCCAAUCAGAAGCACUUACGAGGUCUACUGACAAAGACAAGAAGCAGCUCACAGAGCCAUGAAGAAACAGUCAAGUACAUCAAGGAGAAGAUCAGGGAGAAUCUCUCUCCAGAGAGGAGCAUCAAUCUGUUCCACUGUCUGAAUGAACUGAAUGACCAUUCUCUAGUGGAGGAGAUCCAAAGAUACCUGAGAUCAGGAAGUCUCUCAGAACCCAAACUGUCACCUGCACAGUGGUCAGCUCUGGUCUUUGUGUUGCUGACUUCAGAAAAGGAGCUGGAUGUGUUUGACCUGAAGAAAUACUCCAGAUCAGAGGAAGGUCUUCUGAGGCUGCUGCCAGUGGUCAAAGCCUCCAGAGCUGCUCUGCUGUCAGGCUGUGGAGUCACAGAGGAAGGCUGUGCUUCUCUGGUCUCAGCUCUGGAGUCAAACCCCUCACACCUGAGAGAGCUGGACCUGAGUAACAAUGACCUGAAGGAUUCAGGAGUGAAGCUGCUCUCUGCUGGACUGGGGAAUCCCCACUGUAAACUGGAGACUCUGAGGUCAGUAUUAUCAGAUAUGAAAGCACUUUAUGUAUGUAGUUCUCCCAUUUGAAAAGUCGUAAUUAUUCGGUUAUAUUCACUUAUAGUGUAUUAAAGUAGUCAUACGUUUAGUAUUUGGUCCCAUAUUCCAUGCCUGCAGUGAUUACAUCAAGCUUGUGAUUCUACUAACUUGUUGAAUGUAUUUCCAGUUUGUCUUGGUUGUGUUUUAGAUGUUUUUCCUAAUAGAAACUAAAUGGUGAAUAAUGUCCUGUCAUUUUGGAGUCACUUCACUUGUAUUGUCAGUAAGA
Messenger RNA from Oncorhynchus nerka (sockeye salmon), 1520 nucleotides. RefSeq names its product NLR family CARD domain-containing protein 3-like. The coding region runs from base 128 to 1285 and encodes 385 amino acids. The record is from RefSeq and is a predicted model, not a curated record. Gene Ontology annotation, biological process: intracellular signal transduction. Gene Ontology annotation, molecular function: protein binding. The transcript is spliced from 2 exons. NCBI's taxonomy places the organism in Eukaryota, Metazoa, Chordata, Actinopteri, Salmoniformes, Salmonidae.